This is a messenger RNA of Brachypodium distachyon (stiff brome), 753 nucleotides long. RefSeq names its product 60S ribosomal protein L27a-3. Gene Ontology annotation, molecular function: structural constituent of ribosome. Gene Ontology annotation, biological process: translation. The coding region runs from base 103 to 540 and encodes 145 amino acids. The transcript has a single exon. NCBI's taxonomy places the organism in Eukaryota, Viridiplantae, Streptophyta, Magnoliopsida, Poales, Poaceae. Gene Ontology annotation, cellular component: cytosolic large ribosomal subunit; ribosome. The record is from RefSeq and is a predicted model, not a curated record.
UCCCCACCCGCUAGGGUUUCCUCCCACACAUCCGCCCGCCUCCACUCCACCCGUUCCCCAAACCCUCCCCAGGUAAGCCCGCGGCGGCGGCGACCGGCGGCCAUGACGACCCGCUUCAAGAAGAACCGCAAGAAGCGCGGCCACGUCUCCGCUGGGCACGGGCGUAUCGGCAAGCACCGCAAGCAUCCUGGAGGCCGCGGUAACGCAGGUGGCAUGCACCACCAUAGAAUCCUCUUCGACAAGUACCAUCCUGGUUACUUCGGCAAGGUCGGUAUGCGCUACUUCCACAAGCUCCGCAACAGGUUUUACUGCCCGUCGGUGAACGUGGAGAGGCUCUGGUCCAUGGUGCCGGCCGAGAAGGCGGCCGAGGCCGGAGGCGACAAGGCCCCCGUGGUGGACGUCUCGCAGUUCGGCUACUUCAAGGUGCUGGGCAAGGGGCUGCUCCCGGAGAAGCCCAUCGUCGUCAAGGCCAAGCUCAUCUCCAAGGUCGCCGAGAAGAAGAUCAAGGCCGCCGGCGGCGCCGUCGUGCUCGUUGCCUAGGGUUCCUGCCUUUUAACCCUGCCUUGUUUUUAUCUCGGCUCUUGAGAUCUGAAUCUGAACUAGUAGUUGUUUCCAGUCCUGCUAUUCGUGUUAAAGAAGACUUGUUAGUUUCUCUUAUCCUGGUUCUGCUUGGUAAAACAUCUGCUUAUGAGAAUUUUUGCACUAUGUGAUCAGUUUAUAUCAGAUAUAUCAUCCUAUCUGUAUUGUUUGAUC